Molecule: messenger RNA, 1326 nt
Organism: Sinocyclocheilus grahami
Lineage: Eukaryota; Metazoa; Chordata; Actinopteri; Cypriniformes; Cyprinidae
Gene: tor4aa
Product: torsin family 4, member Aa
Exons: 2
Coding region: 29-1282 (417 amino acids)
Cellular component (GO): endoplasmic reticulum lumen; nuclear envelope
Molecular function (GO): ATP binding; ATP hydrolysis activity
Source: RefSeq, a predicted model, not a curated record
UCAUCAGCCAGGCUUCUAGAGGAAUCUGAUGUUUCAAAACCACAUGCCAAAGAUGGGAGAACAAGACCCCAGUGACAGGCUGAGAGGAGACCAGCCGAAAGAGACGAAGGAAAAUGGCACGGGAAGUUUCUCCCAGUUCUCCUCAAGCGUACGAACCAUGGUGCGCAUUCGCCAGAAGUACCAGGCCAUGAAGAAACGGCGUCUUGAGAUAGCAGCGGUGUCGUCCCAGAGCUUCAUGUCUCCACGGUCCACCAGCCCAAAGUUUUUCACCUUUGAAAAUCUUCAAGACACCAUAAACUCUAACCCCGCUUCCCCACGCAAGCGGAAGAAAAAGAGGAAGGCACGGGUUUUGUAUCCGAGCAGCAUUUUGAGAGCCGUACCCACAAAAGAGAGAAGCCGUGCAAAGAACUGCCUCUACUUGCUGUGCAUCAUCGUAUUUCUACAAAUUUACAACGCCAUUGAGAACUUAGACGACCAUGUGCUUAAAUAUGAUUUAGACGGACUGGAGAAAACCCUUAAAAGGGAAGUGUUUGGCCAACAAGAAGUUGCAGAGAGCCUUCUGGGUCAUUUACAUGAUUAUUUGUCAACUUAUGUACACAAUAAACCUUUAGUGUUGUCGCUUCACGGACCUACUGGAGUUGGGAAGAGCCACGUUGGCCGAUUACUGGCUCAGCAUUUCAGCUCGGUUGUUGGCGAGGGCUUGGUGAUGCAGUACUUCGUUCUGCACCAUUGCCCAACAGACGACGAUAUCCCACAAUGCAUCAAAUCUCUGGACUCUCACAUCUCUGAAAUGGUCACUCAGGCUGAGGAAGAGGAGAAGAUACCGGUCUUUAUCUUCGAUGAAGUGGAGCACAUGCCCAGGGAGUUGCUGGACACAUUGCAAGACCUGAUUCAUCCCAAAAACAACAACGAAUACUUAAACGCCAUCUACAUUCUCAUCAGCAACUUGGGACAUGAAGACAUCACCAAGUUCGUUCUGCACAACUCCAGCGUUGCCGUCUCAGGCCGUCUGAGCUUGAGUCAGGAGCUGAACCCUUGGUUGCGUAGCUACGUUGAAAGAUACCACAUGCUAUUUUUGGAGGCAGAGCUCCUGCCCUUUAUGCUUUUGGAGAAGAGCCACGUAAUGGAUUGUUUUAUUGAUGAAAUGUCCAGGGAAGGAUUCUACCCAGAUCGAUCCCAUGUAGAAAGACUUGCGGAAGAACUAUCAUACUAUAUAAUUGGCGAACGGGAAUUUUCUCACACUGGAUGCAGGCAGGUUGUGGCAAAAGUGAACCUUCUUUGAAACAAAAUCUGCCGUGCAGAUGGACAACGUGAGGAAAACAUUAU